AUGGAGCCUCGGAGCCACCACCCGCCUUCUCAGGAGGUGCGGGCCGAGUCGGCGCUGGGGCGCCGAGGCGUCCUCCUGAGCAUGGACGGCGAGUUGGCUGUGGAGCUGGCGGCCCACUUGACGGUGCAGGUGGUCCCCAUCGCCGUGUGCCUCCUUCUGGCGAAGAGGCGAUGGCCCCGGCACAAGGACCCGUGGAUGCUGGCCGACACGCUGACAUCAUUGGUGGUCUUCCCUGUUCUCACGGCGGCAGCUGUCAGAGGCGUGCUAGACCUGCGCCACACGCCGACCUCUCGUUGGACAGGCCCGACAGCCCGUGGGCUCGUCGUCGUCGUCGGCGUCGUCGCUGAGGUUCGAGGUUGUCUGGACGGUUUCGUUUCAUUUGGAGGGAAGAUAGCCAGCCAGGGUCGCCGGUGGAGUCUCUCAGACAGCUGCAGCAGCGCAGCAGCAGGACUUGUGCUCGUAGUGCCAGGGGCAGGGUGGUCCGCUGGGACAACGGGUGGGCCAAUCAGUUCGACCCGGACGGCUCCAGAGAUCGCCAGCUCCUGCGUUCUCUCGCUCCCUCUCUCUCUGUCUCCGCCUCCCGUCUUGCCUUGGCGGCAAAGAUAA
Messenger RNA from Prorocentrum cordatum, 606 nucleotides. The record is from the annotation of a GenBank genome assembly. Lineage: Eukaryota; Dinophyceae; Prorocentrales; Prorocentraceae.